This is a messenger RNA of Pieris rapae (cabbage white), 1302 nucleotides long. Its product is annotated as ribose-phosphate pyrophosphokinase 1. Gene Ontology annotation, biological process: ribonucleoside monophosphate biosynthetic process; 5-phosphoribose 1-diphosphate biosynthetic process; purine nucleotide biosynthetic process. The transcript has a single exon. NCBI's taxonomy places the organism in Eukaryota, Metazoa, Arthropoda, Insecta, Lepidoptera, Pieridae. Gene Ontology annotation, cellular component: ribose phosphate diphosphokinase complex; cytoplasm. The record is from RefSeq and is a predicted model, not a curated record. The coding region runs from base 61 to 1089 and encodes 342 amino acids. Gene Ontology annotation, molecular function: magnesium ion binding; ribose phosphate diphosphokinase activity.
UUUGCUAUCGCUCUUAAGAAGAACAGUGUAGUAUAGUAUUCACUUGCAUCAGUCACGCUCAUGAAAUCGACUGGAGAUAACCACUCCAUCGCAGAAAACACAAACGAUAAAGAAAUCAGUAAGAAACCAAGAAUGCCAAAUAUCAAAGUAUUCACGGGAACUUCUCAUCCAGACAUCGCAAAGAAAAUAGUCUCAAGGCUCGGGUUAGACCUGGGCCGAGCCACGACUAAACAGUUCUCCAAUCGAGAAACAAGCGUUGAAAUCCAUGAAUCCGUCCGUGGUGAAGACGUCUACAUUGUCCAAAGUGGAUGUGGUGAUAUCAACGACAACCUAAUGGAGCUGCUGAUUAUGAUAAACGCUUGCAAAAUUGCGGCUGCCUCACGCGUCACUGCUGUGAUUCCAAGCUUCCCCUACUCGCGACAAGAUAAAAAAGAAAAAAGCCGAGCCCCAAUUACUGCUAAGCUGCUAGCUAAUCUCAUAUCCGUAUCUGGGGCUGAUCACGUCAUAACAAUUGACCUUCACUCGUCUCAAAUUCAAGGCUUCUUUAAUAUUCCCGUGGAUAAUCUUUACGCUGAACCAGCGAUAACGAAAUGGAUACAAGACAAUAUUUCUGAAUGGAGAACCAGUGUUAUGGUUUCACCUGACGCAGGAGGUGUGAAAAGAAUGACCGCCAUCGCCGACAGGUUGGAUAUCGAUUUCGCGAUCAUCCACAAGGAGAGGCAACGAUCCAACAACGAAGAUUCGACUGUUUUAGUUGGUGACGUGAGAAAUAGAACCGCUAUCAUGGUUGAUGAUUUAGCAGACACAUGUGAUACUAUCGUUAAAGGUGCUCAAAAACUACGCGAAGCUGGAGCUGACAAAAUAUACGCGAUUCUAACUCACGGAGUCCUCGCUGGAGACGCUAUUGAUAAGAUAAAUAACUCCUGCUUGGAGGCAUUGGUUGUUACCAAUACCAUUCCUCAAGACAAACACAUGAAACUGUGCCCGAAAUUGCAAACUAUAGACAUCUCUGUGAUGCUGGCUGAAGCAAUACGGCGAACGCACUAUGCUGAAUCCGUUUCCUAUCUAUUCACUAACGUUCCAUACUAAUAAGACAGUCCUUAUAUAAAACAUGUUAUCACAAAGAUGUAUUUUAAUGCAUUUUACCGAGAUAAAUAUCACAAACUACAGCUUAACUCAAUAAACUGUCUACACUUUUAUAUCUUAAUCCAUGAUCAACAAAAAGAGAUAAACUGUUCAAACGUCAAAUAUAAAUAAUAUAACAUGUUGUUGCUACAUAAAUAAAAACGUUGUAUUUUUAAA